AUGGAAGGAAAUCUUGGCGCCCCUAAGAAGCUGGCGUACAAAGCAUACUUGGAGAGCAUCCCCACAUUCCGACGCCGUCGCGAAGCGCUUCACGCGCAUCUCACGACCUCGUUCGACUCGCAUGGCGCGAGCGAUGUGACAGAUACAUUGCACUCGUCCUCCGUCCUCCUUCUGGUGAACCCGGCGCAUCAGAGCGCUCUCAACGCGCGGAAACGGCUGCUCAAACAUGGCGCCCUCGAUGCUACCCAGGAGCUUCGUUUUGUGUCCGCGCUUCUAACGCUGCACGAGGGCGCGAAGCAGUCGAUUCUGUGGCACCACCGGCGCUGGCUCCUGCGACGUAUCUACUCCGCCGCGGGUUCAUCAUACGGUGUAACCGCGGGUAGCUCUAGUGGCAUACAUCGCAGCCUGGCAGGAGACGACGAAGAUUCAUUAUGCGGCCUCGCCCUCGACGCCGAUGCAUGGUGUACAGAAUUCGCCGCCAUCGACAGGGCGUGCGAAGUCUACCCCCGCAACUACCACGCGUGGGCUCAUCGGUAUCUAUGCGCGGAGGCUCUGGCGACGACUCUCCGAGGAGACGCGGGCCCCGGGUUGAUGAAGGCCUGGCAGAAGGAGAAGGACCGCAUCCGCCAAUGGAUCGAGAGGCACGUCUCCGACUACUCUGCAAUGCAAUACGCGUGUCACCUCGAAGACCUCGAGCGUGAGCUGGUCUCAAGUGUCCAUCCAAUCACAGGGACCUCUACCCGCCAUACGCAGGACAGCCCGCCCAAGGAGAAGGAGACUCUGGUCGAGCAUGCGUGGGCACUCGUGCAAGCCUACCCGUCACACGAGUCGCUCUGGCUCUACCUCCGCGGCGCACUUCGCCCGACAUUCAAUUCCGAGGCUGCUCUGCUCCCGGAAUCUGCCACGUCCGAGCGUGUACGCAACGGGGCCCGCGCGUUCGCUGAGAGGUUUCUCAGCGAUGGGAGCGCAGACCUCGGGGCGAGUGUAUUGCCUGCGGAGCGCAUCCUGAUGAGGCGUCAUGCGGCGCGAUUUCUGGACUGGUUGCUGUGGCAGGAAGGCAAGCUGAAGAUGCGUGCGGAUGUUGUCUGUAGGAUUAACGCCGCUGCCGGUGGGGAGGGAGAUGUUCUGUUGAGCUCCUCAUACACCACUUCUCGUACUGACUUCAUAAACUGA
Messenger RNA from Trametes versicolor FP-101664 SS1, 1173 nucleotides. Its product is annotated as protein prenylyltransferase. The coding region runs from base 1 to 1173 and encodes 390 amino acids. Gene Ontology annotation, biological process: protein prenylation. Gene Ontology annotation, cellular component: cytoplasm. Gene Ontology annotation, molecular function: protein prenyltransferase activity. NCBI's taxonomy places the organism in Eukaryota, Fungi, Basidiomycota, Agaricomycetes, Polyporales, Polyporaceae. The record is from RefSeq and is a predicted model, not a curated record. The transcript is spliced from 2 exons.